Molecule: messenger RNA, 645 nt
Organism: Dufourea novaeangliae
Lineage: Eukaryota; Metazoa; Arthropoda; Insecta; Hymenoptera; Halictidae
Exons: 4
Coding region: 1-645 (214 amino acids)
Source: RefSeq, a predicted model, not a curated record
AUGAGAGCCCCGUGGCUCGUCCUGCUUCUCGCCGAGAUCCUGGACCCAGCGCUGAUCCUUGGGGACAUGGACACGAACCCACGCCCGGACCCCGUGUGUCACUGUAACGACACCGUCGUGUUAAGCGGUCCCGGUCGCAGGUCGCCAGAGAUACUUUCCAGACGUAGGCGACUGACUUUUCCAAAGGGCAGCGCUUUCGUGAUGACGGUAUCAACAUUGCAAUCGAUUCAGCUCCCACUGCCGAGCAACUGGUACCUCGAUUUCGAAUUCGACACGAUCUGGCCGAUACCGACGCAAGAGAACUCCAGGAAAAAGUAUUUCUUCAAGAAGCCGUGGAUGAUUAAACGAAGACAUCGGCGUGACUUGUACGAUAAUUUCGAGGCUGCUCUAACUAGUCAAAAUUUGCCAGGACGACAGUGUGUGCUCAGAACAAUUUGCGAGGCGAAGACGUUAUUGAGUCCCCCAGGUGUUUCGUUCAUCGAGGACGCAAUUCGACUGAUUCUAAGCAACGUCGAGGACGUGGUGGAAAUUGACUCCUACGAUAUUGCGUACAAAACCAAUGCACCCUGCGAAGUAGCUUACUCUUGCCCCUUCUCUUUCUUGAGAUUAUUGUUAUUCAACUUGUACUCGGACACUAUAAGCUGA